GUCGAGUUAGUACGACUCGUGACGUCGCGGAAGUUGGUUGUUUGUUUUGUGGUGUUCGUGGUACCGUUUCGUUGGCGAUGUGAUCGGUUUUAAAAGUGACGUGCGUUCUUUCGUACACAUUAUUUCGCGUUUUAUAGCGGUUCGACGGUUUAUCGGCAUACCGAUAAUCUAUUAAAUGUAAACGCGGGGAACGCGGAAUACGUCCAUUUCCAAAUUUUGGCGUUAGUGUCCAUCACGUUCUCUCGUUACAAUUCGAUCAUUUAUUUAGCUGAAUUUUUUGAAAAGAAUCGUCCAAAAUACAUCGAAAUUCGUCUAUAGCGUCUAAUUGAAGUUCGAUAUCUAUCGAUGUCGUUACAACGUCUUAAAUCGAAUUGCAAGAAUAACGUUCGUCGAUCCUUGCUUCCGCGUUCGGAGUGUGGGAACAAUAUAAUAAAACGACACUUGAACACGUUUGGUCAUCUCAAUUAUUCGUGCUUCUAGUCGGAUGGUCAGUGUUUAACGGCGUGUCAAGCGGCUGGCUAAUUAAUUGCGUGUUGUACGAUCGGGACGACUAACAUUCGUCCCGAAUAUUUAGACAGGAGGCGUUACUAUUACUUAGGCUUCGAAAAACGGCAUUACGAUCUGAAGUUGACGCGGUCGUGCGCGCGCGCGUGAUCAGUUAUUCGAUUGUAAAAGAAUUUACGUCGUUACAAACGCGAUUCCUACGGCGAAAGUGAGCGACGGUAGUGUAGUAAGAGAGGAGAGUGGAUCGCAAAUAGAGAACAGAAACACGAAGGCGAGUUUUUUUCACGAGAGUCUUGGAAUCGGAGUGUUUCCAAUCGAGGACGAAAGAAAGAAGGCCGGUAAAACAUGUCGAGGCUGUUGAAAGGCGAACCGACGGGCGGUUAUAUCAUUGACUCUAUCGCAGAUCAUCGAAUGUAUUAACCCGGCCGCAAAUGACGCGUAUCGUGGCGUAAGCGAAGAAAAAAACGGUGGCGGAGGACGAGCACUGGACAUACAUUGGGAGAACAGUUUUUUGAUCUAACCAAAGAAAGAAAAGCAGGCCAGGCAUCGUGCCUCCCACUGUCUACCGGAAGUCAUAUGCCCAUACACGCGCGGAAAACGGUAAAUCAUCGUAGAAGCCAUCGGCUAUAACGAGCGUACACGUUUAUUUUGCAUUGGACCGAAGCACGCCUGCCCCUUCACCUCUGUUCGUUUUGUUUUCCUUGGUUCGCCUACCGUCAUUGUUUCGUCUUUUUUUUCAGCGUGCAGUUUUCGAGGAAAUCGAAAUGGUCGAGCUGUGCGGAAGCGGGCAACCGACUUCAGCGAUGGGAGUGAUGGGGAUCGGUUCGGUGGUGUCCGCGGCUACGUCGUCCUCGUCCUCGUCGACCACCACCACAGCGGCCUCGUCCUCGGCGUCCGGCCGUGCCGGGGUCUUAGAGACGCAAGUUCGUGGCCAGUGGUAUCGCGUGUUCGUCUCGUUGGAGGACGAUUAUCUGAGCAUCUCGUUGGACGAGAGCUGCGAGACGACGGGCAACAAUGCCCUGAACAACGGUAACAUAAAUAACAACAACGUGGACAGCCUGAACGAUCCGGACGUGCCGGACUCGGUGGCCAAUCAGAAACGUAUCGUGCGCGUGGUGAAAAGCGACAACAACGGUCUCGGGAUCUCGAUCAAGGGUGGGAAAGAGAACAAAAUGCCGAUCUUGAUCUCGAAGAUUUUCAAGGGGAUGGCCGCGGAUGCGACGGAACAGCUGUACGUGGGCGACGCUAUACUGGCCGUAAACGGGGAGGAUCUACGCGAGGCGACCCACGACGAGGCGGUGAAGGCGCUGAAGAGGGCCGGCAAGGUCGUCGAGCUUGAAGUGAAGUAUCUGAGGGAGGUGACACCGUACUUCAGGAAGGCGUCGAUCAUCCAGGAGGUGGGGUGGGAGUUGCAGCGCGGCUUUCUCAGCGCGACACCGCCGCCCCCGAAAUCACCACCGCGGGCGGAUACGCGUUAUCUGCCGCUGCAACUCUGCAGACUCACCAGGGCUCAUCCUUCCUCGGAUCCCGCGUUUCGUACAUAUAUAUAACAGUCCAAAAUAAAAAUUAUAAUUACAAUUACGUUAUAAUUGAAAUUUAUGUUACAAUAUUACGUAAUAAAAUCGAUAUGUAUGAACUGUGCUACUGGCUGUGUACACGAUAUACACAAGUCGACGAAAUCGGGAUGAAAAAACGCGAGGGAGUGGUGGCGGCCGAGUCGAGUCUGGCGCGGAUUCAAAAGGGUCUCGCGAGACUGGCCGGCCCGUAUCUCAACAAUCGCGUUGUCCGUCGAGAGGGUGACGCAGAAAUUCGUGGCAGCGUAUCGCGAUCGUGAAGAGGAAUUUGAAAAAGUUCCUCCCGCUGUAAGCGAACCGGCGGCAUUCUUCCCCGGGCACAAAGGGCUUCACGCUCGAGAAAUGCAUCUCGCGUCCAUUCCCAUCCGAUGUCGAGUUAUGCGACCGGGAUCCCGUCCCUCUUUUGUCGUAAACAACGAGAGAACAAAUAAAAAUCGACGAUUUUGUUUAUCAAUUUUUAUUUAUUCUUCCAUGUUCUCCGCUUGCUUCGGACAGCGUAGCAUCCAGUACCACUUUCUUCCUUUUGGAUUUUAUAGAAAUUUUAUAGAUAUAAAAUAUCUUUUUAUGUAUUAUCGAUGUAUACUUAUAUAAUAAAAUAUAUUUAUAUAUUU
Apis florea (little honeybee) is the source of this 2689-nucleotide messenger RNA. Its product is annotated as beta-1-syntrophin. Gene Ontology annotation, cellular component: dystrophin-associated glycoprotein complex; intracellular anatomical structure. The record is from RefSeq and is a predicted model, not a curated record. Gene Ontology annotation, molecular function: protein binding; structural molecule activity. Lineage: Eukaryota; Metazoa; Arthropoda; Insecta; Hymenoptera; Apidae.